ACAGGCAAACGUAAGCUAAGUUCAAUUCAAGCCCUGGAUGACGAGGGCAGAAUUCAAGGAGCUGAGGAACCAGGAAAACGACAGAACAUUCUGGGUGAUCGUAGUGCAAGUUCCGCUGGAUGACAUGCCGUUCAUCUAUGUGCAGAUCGAACGUGCGAUCGGCAAGAUAGAACGGGCUUUUCCUCCAGAUGCAGAUUCGGAAAGACCAGCGUUGGUCAACGCUAAAUUCGACUUGGAUCCUGCGGCAAAAAACAACAUGAAGGAUAGGCUAUGGAUUGCCACGUCAAAGGGGGAUAAAUUGGAAGUCCGUUUGGCAUGCUUCACGGCGAUAAGAUGUCGAAUCUGCAAACAAUUCUUUCAUACGGAGGCGGAUUGCAAAAGGAAUGGAGGUGUGCAGAGCAGAGAACCAAGAGGUGGAGCAAAUAAUGCAAACCAACAGCCAACACAGACACAGUCCAACACAAGGCAACAAGAAAGUAGAGGUCCUCGAUAUCAAGGACCGCUCGGGCCACAAUCAUCCUGGAACGUGCCAGGAGCAAGCCAGGCACAAACAGGAUUCCUGAACGCAGUUGUAAACCCAAUAUACUCACCGGGAGGGCAACUCAACGCAAGCUUGUCCAUGCAGAACUGGGCGCAGAUGAUGGCGGCUCUACAUGGGGUUGCCAUGCAAGCAGGAGCCCCCGUGCAGGGGAGUAAUUGGCAGUACCCCAAUUUUCAACCGAAUGCACAACAAUCGAACGCGUUCUCAUUGGGCGGCGGAGGCCUCCACAUGUUUGGUCAACCUGCUCAGGGCAUACCGUCGACCUUUCAAACGUAUCAUCCCGGAUUAGGUAAUCCGGACCCAAGGGCGCAUCAAAUGGGAGGAGAUGGAAGAGGGGUAGGAGCGGGAGGUACAGGCCGCCAAGCAUCAGGGAGUCAGCAAACACUGGGAGCAUCACCACAACCAGGUCGAAGGGAGGGGUCGAGUCAAGGAAGAGACGUACACGGCCAAGGAGCAGCAGCGCAAGAAGCGUCAACCUCAAGGGUAUCGGAAGGCUCGCAACAUACGGCUCGACACGCGGGCAAACAACGUCGGCUGAGCAUGUCCUCGGUGAAGGAACUCCAUACGGAAGCCUCCGGGGACUCCCUGUCGAACCCCAAUGAGCAGCUUACUUCAACAGGUACGCCAGGUCAAAAGACCACAAGGGAUAGGAGAGUGACGUCACUAAGCAGGGGACAAGGCGCAGGAAUCGAGCAACUGGUCAUCCCACUGGUUUGUAUUGCAGUCCGGAAUGCCUUCUGGGUGAUUAUCUGGCAGUCAACAACGGGACCUCCGUUAAUCCUAUUGCGGCAAGUUGCAGAUGCGCCAACCCCUCAGAUCGUUGCUCAGGUGGUGGAAAACCUAUACCUGAAGUACUUUGCCACGCGGGUGGUGGCGGACUGCCCGAUGGCCAGGAUAAUCACGGAAGUGAAUGGCAACAAGAUUAAGAUUUUUGUGCCACUAAUCGACGCCAGAAUGACCUCUGAUGAUAUGGGGAAUCUGGAGCAAAGACGGUUGAGGUUGGUUCCGAUGGCGUGGUUCGCCGAAGGCAAAAAGUUGGAAUUAGGGAAGAUCAUGAUUGCCACACGACUGUCGGUGGAAUGCCUAGCAGAGCUAAAGAUUCACUUUCACAAGGACAAGCAUCUCGAUUCACAGUUCGUGAGAGUCGCCCUCACACUCCCAUGGGACGCGGAGGACCUGGGAAGAGGGGCGAGCCGCAGCAACACGGGAGCUCCUCACAUCCAAUUCAAUGGAGGCCUAAGGGGAGAUGGUUAAAAUUAAGAUCGCUUCUCGAAACGUCUGUGGGCUGGGAUACACCGGAGGAAGGAACAAAAAUUCAAGGUUGAA
Molecule: messenger RNA, 1867 nt
Organism: Chara braunii
Lineage: Eukaryota; Viridiplantae; Streptophyta; Charophyceae; Charales; Characeae
Source: the annotation of a GenBank genome assembly